GGAGCCCCUGGAGGUCUCUUGGGAUUCCCCGAGGCAGGACGACCCAAAGCUUUUGAGAAAAGAAGUGGGAGCGUCCCUGAAGGGACCAGAGCUGCUUCUGCCCAUUUCGACGUGUUAGCACCUCAGGCGCAGAAAAUAGAGGGAUCUGCUGAACCUACGUUAAAUUUUUUGUAGAGGAAACUACAGAAGAAAUGUCAGAUACAGAAGAAAACCUCCUAGAAGAAUCAAGAGAAAGUGGAGAGAUGGAGGAGGAGGAGAAGGAGGAGAUGAAGAAGGAGGAGGAGGAGGAAGAGGAGAGGGAGAAGGAGGAGGAGGAGGAAGAGGAGGGGAAGGAGAAGGAGGAGGAAGAGGGGAAGGAGAAGGAGGAGGAAGAGGAGGGGAAGGAGAAGGAGGAGGAAGAGGAGGGGGAGAAGGAGGAGGAAGAGGAGGGGAAGGAGAAGGAGGAAGAGGAGGGGAAGGAGAAGGAGGAGGAGGAGGGGAAGGAGGAGGAGGAAGAGGAGGGGGAGAAGGAGGAGGAAGAGGAGGGGGAGAAGGAGGAGGAAGAGGAGGGGGAGAAGGAGGAGGAAGAGGAAGGGGAGAAGGAGGAGGAAGAGGAGAAAAAGGAGGAGGAGGAGGAGGAAGAGGGGAAGGAGAAGGAGGAGGAAGAGGAGGGGAAGGAGAAGGAGGAGGAAGAGGAGGGGGAGAAGGAGGAGGAAGAGGAAGGGGAGAAGGAGGAGGAAGAGGAGAAAAAGGAGGAGGAGGAGGAGAAGGAGGAGGAGAAGGAGGAGGAGAAGGAGGAAUAUAAUCCAAGUUUUGAAGAAGAUGCUCUGCAGCAGAGCCUAACUGAGGGCUCACUGUCAUGGGAGGAAUCUCAGGAGGAUGGAGAGGGGCUGGAGGAGUGGAUGGAGAAGGAGGAGCAGAGAGAGGCAGAGGAAGUGAGAGGGGAGGAAGAAAGAGAAGUGAGAGGAGGGGAAGAGGAAGAGGGAUGGGAGGAAGAGAAGAGCGGUGAAGAGGAAAAAAGUGAGGAGAGCGAGAGAAGUAAGGAAAGGGGAGGUGAGGAAGAGGGCCAGGAGAAGGAAGAGGCAGAGCAUGAGGGGGAAAGGGAGGAGGGAAGAGAAGAGGAGGAGAAAGAGAAGAGUGGGGGGUGGGAGGAGGAGGAGGAGGAAGAUACUGUCUUAAAGACAACUGAGAGAAAAGCUGGACGAGCCCAGGAGGAAAAGAAAAAGAAGCAAAACAAAACAGCCCUGGUGGACGAAAUUGUCAUCAGCCACGAGCCACCCAGGUCAAGCUCCUCCCUGGCUAGUCCGGAAGUAAGCCAGAUUUACAAAGAUAUCAGUAUGAAAGUAGAUGAUACCGAGGAAGCCGGUCAGAAGCCUGAAGACGUUUUAGCCCAAGGAAAGGAUGAAGCAAGACUCUCCCUGGAAGAAGGACGAACAUUAUUCCAGUCCAAAGGACUGAGUGCGGAGGAGUCACUGGUGUCCGUCUCCACAGAGGACACCUUAUUCCAGAAGGAGGAGGACUCCAAGGUGUACCCUUUGAGCAUGACCUGGUCCUUUGGCUGGAACAGUUCCCUCCCUGUCUACUACAUGCAGGAAAACAGGAGAGUCAUUCUCUACAUCUGUGCUCACACCGCUGUCAUGUACGACGUCUUCAGGAACACCCAGUACCAUCUGCAGAUGUUAAUGGGACAUAAAUAUUCCGUUGCACAGACAGAUCAUUCUUUGUAAUGUUUUUUGGUAGGUUUGGCUGGGUUCAGACUCCCUGGGAAGCCAGGUAUCCCUCUGCAAGGACCGCCCCUCUGGGUUCUUUUUUUCAGAAUCCCGGUGCACACCAUAUUUGACAGCUGUCCAGAAGGUAAUGGCAUGAGGUCAAUAGCCAUCACCCGUGACUCCAAGUUUCUGGCCACCAUCUCAGAUUCUGCAACCCAGAAAGUUUGCAUCUGGAAGUGGACUUUGGCAGUGGAGACGCCCGCAUGCACACUUGAGCUUCCCAAAGAGUAUGGUUUCCAGGAUAACCUCGUCUUCAACCCAGCCAACAACAAAGAGUUGGUGAGCAACAGCAAGACUCAGGCCGUCUACUACUGCUGGUUUGAAGACAAGGGUAUACUUGCUCACAGUGCCCCGGUUUUAACAGAGAAAACGUUCAACAAACUUGUGGGGAAAUUUAGCCAGUCUGUCUUUCACUUGAAGUUACCACAAGUACUGUCAGCAACCAAGGAAGGGAAGCUGGUCGUCUGGGACAUACACUACCCAUCUUCCACCCCCUCCUCCGCCAUCUCGGCCUUCCCUUUCAUCAAGCCUCGUAAACUGGUCCAUUUACAGAAGGAGGCCAUCACGGUGCUCAUGACAAUCGACAGCUACAUUGUCACCGGCGACAUUAAGGGCAACAUUAAGUUCUACGACCACACCCUCUCCGUGGUCAACUGGUACAGCAACUUCAAACUGGGCGCCAUAAGGACUCUGUCCUUUUCAAAAACCGUUCCAAGCCCGCCGACCGAGAAGUCCAACCUCCCCACAGACUGCACUCUCAGAGGCGACCUUUUCGUUGUCAGGAAUUUUAUCAUUGGGACGUUUGACGCCACCGUGUACCACAUGACCGUGGAUGGCACCAAACUUGAGAAGCUCUUCGUGGAACCCAGGGACGCUGUCCAUGCCAUCUCCUGCCACCCGUACCAACCCCUCAUCGCAGUCGGGAGUGUCUGCGGGAUGAUCAAGGUGUGGGACUUCGAGAAGAAGGUCUAUCUGUUCAGCAGGACCUUCGAGAAGGGGCUUGGAGUCCAGUGUCUGACCUACAACCCCGAAGGAGCCCUGCUUGGAGCUGGAUUCACCGAGGGGACAGUGUAUAUUCUUGAUGCGAUGUCUUUAGAAAAUGAAAGCCCGGAGCCCUUCAAAUAUUCCAAAAGCAGCGUGUCCCACUGCUGCUUCUCACACGACUCCAAUUACAUGGCGACGGCCGACGUCAACUUCACCGUGGCCGUCUAUAUGGUGGUGGUCAAAAAUGGACAAAGGGUCUGGGAGUAUUUGGCAAGACUUCGCUCUCACCAAAACAGCAUCCAAAGCCUCCUGUUUGGCGUCCACCUGGACAGCAAUGAGCCCAGGCUGCUGAGCCUCGGGAAAGACAGAUUCUUGAUCGAGUACAAUCUUGUCAAGAGCUGCAAAGACCACCUGGAUGUCCUGGACGUUCACCGGACAGACCAGGGCAACUACCCGACCUGCAUGAUCUGGUACCCUCCGCUCACCAAGGAACUCUUCCUGCUCAUCUGCAACAGCGGCUACAAAGUGAAGCUCUUCAAUGCCACCACGAAGAUGUGCAGAAAGACGCUCCUUGGACCUGCGUAUGGGUCGCCUAUUGAGCAUGCACAGGUGCUCCCCGUAAAGUCCACGCUAGAGCUGCAGAAGCGAUACUUGGUGUUCAUUAACAAGGACAAGGUUGGACUCCAGAUCUUACCAGUUGACGGCAACCCCCACAAAACGUGUGCUAUCGUUUGCCACCCAAACGGGGUGGCUGGAAUGGCCCUUUCCUACGAUGGCCACUUUGCCUUCACAGCCGGAGGCCAAGAUCGCUCAGUGGUGCAGUGGAAAAUUAACUUAGGGGCCCUGGAGGCGGCCGUUUCCCUUGGGGGUGAAGACUUGACCCCGUUCUAUGGUCUGGUGUCUGGUGGCAGGGAAGGAAAAUUCUACAGGGAGUUGGAGGACUAUUUUUACUACUCUCAGAUCCGCAGUCAAGGUAUCGAUACAAUGGAGACCAGGCAGGUGUCGGAACACAUUUGCCUGUCGGAGCUACCUUUUGUCAUGAGAGCGAUCGGCUUUUACCCGUCGGAGGAGAAGAUUGAGGACAUGUUUAAUGAGAUCAAGUUCAGCGAAUACGUGGAGACCGGGAAGCUCAUUGACAAGAUCAACCUCCCAGAUUUCCUCAAAGUUUACCUUAACCAUAGGCCACCUUUCGGCAACACCAUGGAUGGCAUCCAGAACAGCUUCAACGUGCUGGGUUACACCAAUUCGGAAGGGAAAAAGGCCAUUCAGAGAGAGGAUUUCCUGAACUUACUCCUUACCAAAGGUGAGCACAUGACAGAAGAAGAGAUGGUUGACUGUUUCUCAACUCUGUUUGGCCUGACUCCGGAGGGGUGGAAAUCGGAGCCUGCAGCCACCUGCAUCAACGGUCCAAAAAUCUGCCUCCAGAAAGAGCUUCCCGAGGAAAUCACUGCAGAAAUAUUCACGACGGAAAUUCUUGGCUUAACCCUUUCCGACAGCUCGGAACAGCUCACUCAGUGAUGUCAUUGGCGAUACUGGCAGCACAAAGGGCUCCGUGUGUGCUUGCACAUGUGUGUGCAUGUUCCAAGAGGUGUUCCCUUUUCUGUCCAUGCCCACCCCCACCAACCCCAGCCUAAUCUUUGGAGCAUUUUAGACAUUAAAAGCAAAUUUCUC
This is a messenger RNA of Mus caroli (Ryukyu mouse), 4403 nucleotides long. Lineage: Eukaryota; Metazoa; Chordata; Mammalia; Rodentia; Muridae. The record is from RefSeq and is a predicted model, not a curated record.